Molecule: messenger RNA, 5098 nt
Organism: Eriocheir sinensis (Chinese mitten crab)
Lineage: Eukaryota; Metazoa; Arthropoda; Malacostraca; Decapoda; Varunidae
Exons: 9
Coding region: 261-3458 (1065 amino acids)
Biological process (GO): protein ubiquitination
Molecular function (GO): ubiquitin protein ligase activity
Source: RefSeq, a predicted model, not a curated record
AAAAAGUAACUUUUACACGGAUCAUGAGUGAAAGUGGCAACACUGCGUCGUCCAGUACCUGUGUGUCGCGUCGAGGUGGCAGUGUCGCCGGCCCUGACAGCCCCGUAAAACACUGAAGAAGACACUCGCGGCGUGAUAUUUAGGGGUUUAGCACGACACCGCCGCAUAGCUGUAACAGCCCACCUGUGACGGAGACGGCCUCCAGUCCACCACCACCACCACCACCGCUGAGAGGAGGUUGUGAGGCCACGACCAGCGGCAUGGCGUCUGCACGGGCGGGGGGCGAUGACCCCGAGGACUGUCCAGUGUGCCUGACAGGCUUUGAUGGCUUUGUACAGUGGCCACACACUCUGCCCUGUGGCCACACAGUCUGCACACUGUGCAUCAAUAAGCUGAAGCACCAGGGCCGUGUUACCUGUCCAGAAUGUCGCGUCAGCCACGCCGUACCCGAGGGCAGGCAGAAGAGAGAUGACAAGGCGGCAGCAGCCUCGCUGCCACCCAGUGCCAGGAAGAGGAAAUGGGCAGCAGGAGCAGCUGGCAAGAAGGAAGUGGCGCAUCUCUCCAAGAAAAUGUGUUCCUUUCUGCAGGAACAGGAGAACAUAGUUGUGGCUGCCAUCACUGCCUGCCAGGAGGUUCAGUCCCAGCUGGACCAGUACCAGGCCACCCUGACAGGCUGGGGCGAGCAGCAGCAGCAGCUGGAGGACAGCCUCCAGGGACUGGUGGACCAGAGUAGAAGUGCCAGGGAGCUCGUGCAGCAGGAAAUGACUCGUGUGGCGGCCAAGAAGGAGGAGGCGAAGAAGAGGGAGCAGGAGCUGCUGGCCGUGCAGGAGAUGUUGCGCACCCCUACAACAGAGCAAGAGGCAUGCUUGGCAGUGUCUAAGGUGCUUCACUGCACCAAUGAGGCAAAGCAGGUGGUGGAGGAGUGCCAACAGUGUUUUCCUGAUGCCAGCACCCUCACCACCGCCAGGAAGGUGAGAGAGGCAUCUAAGGCAGCCCUGGAGGCUUUCCAGGCAGUUCCACGCACUGUCACUACAGAAGACCUGAGGCCCCAGUCAGACCCAGAGGAGCCCAUUUCCCAGUCAGACCCAGAGGAUCCCAGUUCCCAGUCAGACCCAAACCUCACCAUCAUGGAAAAAGUGAACUUCAUCCUAGAGCCGAGCUUAAAGGAACCUUUGCAGGCCGAGGACCUCUGCAGCCUGACACAGCAUGUCAGGAGCCUGCUGCAGGCUGGCCGGGUGUUUGCUGUGCACCAGGUGGAAGGUCAGCGCCGACAUGCAAGAAUAAGCCUCGAAGCCGGCCGGCUGUUCCUUCACGCCCUGAAGGAACAACCCCCAGCAUGGGGUGCGGCAACCCUCCAGGGUGAUGACCCUGAAGACUGUCCAGUGUGCCUGACAAGCUUUGAUGACUUAGUACAGCGGCCGCGCACUCUGCCCUGUGGCCACACAGUCUGCACACUGUGCAGUGAUAUGCUGAAGCACCAGGGCCGUGUUACCUGUCCAGAGUGUCGCGUCAGCCACGCCGUACCUGAGGGCGGGCAGUUCCCUGUCAAUUAUCUAUUUGAGGCCUUAAUAAGAAAGAUGAGAUAUGUCAAGGCAGCAGUAGCCUCGCUGCCAUCCAGUGGUGGGAAGGGCAAAGGGGCAGCAGGAGCAGCUAGCAAGAAGGAAGUGGUGCGUCUCUCCAAGAAAAUGUGUUCCUUUCUGCAGGAACAGGAGAACACAGUUGUGGCCGCCAUCACUGCCUGCCAGGAGGCUCAGUCCCAGCUGGACCAGUACCAGGUCACCCUGACAGGCUGGGGCGACCGGCAGGAGCAGCUGGAGGACAGCCUCCAGGGACUGGGUGACCAGAGCAGGAGUGCCAGGGAACUCGUGCAGCAGGAAAUGUUGCAUGUGGCGGUCAAGAAGGAGGAGGUGACGAAGAGGGAGCAGGAGAUGUUGCGCACUCGUGCAACAGAGCAAGAGGCAUGCUUGGCAGUGGCUGAAGUGCUGCACUGCACCAGUGAGGCAGAGCAGGUGGUGCAGGAGUGCCAACAGUGUUUUCCUGAUGCCAGCACCCUCACCACUGCUGUGUGGGUGAGAGAGGCAUCUAAGGCAGCCCUGGAGGCCGCCCAGGCUGUCCAUGCGACUCCAGUCACUCUCACUACAGAAGACCUGAGCCCCCAGUCAGUCCCUGCAGGGCCCAGUUCCCAGUCAGUCCCUGCAGGGCCCAGUUCCCAGUCAGUCCCUGCAGGGCCCAGUUCCCAGUUAGUCUCUGCAGGGCCCAGUUCCCAGUUAGGCCCUGCAGGGCCCAGUUCCCAGUUAGGCCCUGCAGGGCCCAGUUCCCAGUUAGGCCCUGCAGGGCCCAGUUCCCAGUCUGUCCCUGCAGGGCCCAGUUCCCAGUCAGUCACUGCAAAGCCCAGUUCCCAGUUAGGCCCUGCAGGACCCAGUUCCCAGUCAGUCCCUGCAGGGCAUACUUCCCAGUCAGUCACUGCAGAGCCCGCUUCCCAGUCGGACCCAAAGGAGGCCAGUUUCCAGUCAGACCCAGAGGAGCCCAGUUCCCAGUCAGACCCAGAGGAGGCCAGUUUCCAGUCAGAUGCAGAGGAGGCCAGUUUCCAGUCAGAUGCAGAGGAGCCCAGUUCCCAGUCAGACCCAGAGGAGGCCAGUUUCCAGUCAGACUCAGAGGAGCCCAGUUCCCAGUCAGACCCAGAGGAGUCCAGUUCCCAAUCAGACUCAGAGGAGUCAGAGUCAGACCUCACCAUCAUGGAAAAAGUGAACUUCAUCCUAGAGCUGAGCUUGAAGGAACCUUUUCGGGCCGAGCACCUCUGCCUCCUGACACAGCGCCCCAGGAACAUGUUGCGUGCUGGCUGGGUGUUUGCUGUGCACCAGGUGGAAGGUCAGCGCCGACAUGCAAGAAUAAGCCUCAAAAACCGCCGGGCAUGCUUCCACGCCCUGAGGGAGCAACACCCACCACGGGGCGCGGCAAUCCUGCAGAUCAGCGAGGUCUUCCCCCCCUCCCCCCCCUGCACGGUGUUCCUGGACGUGUCCUGGCCGGGCCAAGCGCCGCGCCGGGUCCACAUCCGUCUGAGCCCCCCCACUCCGCGGGGCAGGCAGUUCAUGCUGCUGUGUACGGGGCAGUGCGGCCCCUCCUACCGCGGCACCAGGUUGGUCUGGUGUGAAGUUAUGGUGCGGCCCAGGCUGUUGGAAGGGUGUAUGUGUGGCGGGGACUACGAGAGUACUGAUGGUACGGGAACAUGUCAGCUGUUGCCUGACCUUGAUGAGGGUGAGUACCGGGAGUCACUCCGGGCAGGGUCUCUGUUUGGGAUGCCGGGGAAUGGUAAGUUUGGCAUCAGCAUCGGCGAUAAUUUCGUUUCUUGGUCUCUUGUCUUUGGUGAGGUGGUGAAAGGACUGCACGUGGUGGCCGAGGCAGCCCGCCACAGCCUCAAUCAGGAGGCGACUGUGGUGGACUGUGGUGUGUUGGUGUGAGAGUAAUGGCCUGCACCACCACCACCACCUUUAUGAAGGUGACUGUGGUGGACUGGGGUGUGAGGAAAAUGGCCUGCACCACCACCAUUAUGGAGGUGACUGUAGUGGACUGUGGUGUGAGGGUAAUGGCCUGCACCACCACCACCACCACCAUUAUGGAGGUGACUGUAGUGGACUGUGGUGUGAGGGUAAUGGCCUGCACCACCACCACCACCACCAUUAUGGAGGUGACUGUGGUGGACCGUGGUGUGAGGGUAAUGGCCUGCACCACCACCACCACCACCACCAUUAUGGAGGUGACUGUGGUGGACCAUGGUGUGAGGGUAAUGGCCUGCAUCACCACCACCACCACCAUUAUGGAGGUGACUGUGGUGGACUGUGGUGUGAGGGUAAUGGCCUGCACUACCACCACCAUUGUGGAGGUGACUGUGGUGGACUGUGGCGUGGUGUUGCGUUCAUAAAAAUUACAUCAGUGCAAUGUCUCCUUGCCAAGGGAAUAGGCUCACUAAGCCUCUCUUUAUAGACUACAAGUUACUGAAAGUGCCAGACGUGAUGCACCUCCAGACCUGUCUGUCUGUACACAGCACUUUGCACUCACACCCACCUGACUGUGGCCUUCAUCCAGUCACUCGCAGUGACAGUAAGUGUCCUUUACAGUCCCAUCAUGUAGGGUGACUCAUGCACAACACAGUGUUAGUGUUCCAGGGGCCAGGCUAGGGAACCAGCUGCCCUUGUUAUAAAGAGUGCAGACUAACAGUGGCCUUGACAGUCCCAUCAUGCAGGGUGACUCAUGCACAACACAGUGUUAGUGUUCCAGGGGCCAGGCUAGGGAACCAGCUGCCCUUGUUAUAAAGAGUGCAGACUAACAGUGGCCCUGACACUCUCAGAAUCCCAUCAUGCCUGGACGCCUUCAGUGCUGUCUGGCUGGGUGUCAUCAUUAAGUGUUUACCCCUGUCUUUGUUUAGGAGUGCCACACAGCCCUCUGUGUGUUUCCUGUAUGCUGGUUGUCAUCAUUAAGUGUUUACCCCUGUCUUUGUUUAGGAGUGCCACACAGCCCUCUGGCACUCUGUGUGUUUCCUGUAUGCUGGGUGUCAUCAUUAAGUAUUUACCCGUCAUUGUUUAGGAGUGCCACACAGCCCUCUGGCACUCUGUGUGUUUCCUGUAUGCUGGGUGUCAUCAUUAAGUAUUUACCCGUCAUUGUUUAGGAGUGCCACACAGCCCUCUGGCACUCUGUGUGUUUCCUGUAUGCUGGGUGUCAUCAUUAAGUAUUUACCCAUCAUUGUUUAGGAGUGCCACACAGCCCUCUGUGUUUCCUGUAUGCUGGGUGUCAUCAUUAAGUAUUUACCCAUCAUUGUUUAGGAGUGCCACACAGCCCUCUGGCACUCUGUGUGUUUCCUGUAUGCUGGGUGUCAUCAUUAAGUAUUUACCCGUCAUUGUUUAGGAGUGCCACACAGCCCUCUGUGUUUCCUGUAUGCUGGGUGUCAUCAUUAAGUAUUUACCCGUCAUUGUUUAGGAGUGCCACACAGCCCUCUGUGUUUCCUGUAUGCUGGGUGUCAUCAUUAAGUAUUUACCCAUCAUUGUUUAGGAGAGCCACACAGCCCUCUGUGUUUCCUGUAUGCUGGGUGUCAUCAUUAAGUAUU